AUGCUGGGACGCCGGGUACUCGAGGCCAAGACGUCGUCGGACGGUGGCCUCGAAGAGCGCUUUAAGCGCCAGAUCCUCGCGCUUCGGCGGCGCCAGAUCAUUCUCGAGGGCCAGCUCAUGAGCGCCAAGGAAGCCGAGCUCACGGACGCGGCGACAGGUAUCGGCUUCAAUGUGGACGGAAAGAGCCUGGCGAGGCUCGAGCUCGUCGUCGGCGCUGGCGACAACAUUCGGGUGAAUGACCAUCCUUCAAUGGCCUUUUCCGUAUUGAGCACGGGCAUGGCGUACGUCCAGGCGCGCAUCGUACCAGCGCUAGGUCGCUCGCAGCGGACGCGGCGACAGCGACUGCCGACGCCGCAGUGGCACGAGACGCUCCAUUUUGACGCGCUACCGUCGCUCAGCGCGUCUGUGUACGUCGAAGUCAAGCACGCCAUGCGCUUUAGCCCCGACGUCGUGCUUGGCCACAUUGUCUUGCCUUUUGAGGAGCUCCUCGCCCAGCGACAAGUCAACAAGUCGUAUGCCCUCAACGGGACCAGCCGCGUGCGACUCCAAGCCACACUCACCUACUCCUCGGCGCGCGUCGUCCAUGACGAGCUGACCGAGGUGCGCCAGGACAUGGCAGCGCUCACCACCAAGCUCGCGGCCAUCCAGGCCAUGGUAUGCUCAUUUGCACGCGGUGGCAAUCAUACCAACCAUGAUAGCCUCCGCGACGUCCUGCAUCUGUCGUACAGGCCUACAUAA
Messenger RNA from Saprolegnia parasitica CBS 223.65, 738 nucleotides. RefSeq lists its product as hypothetical. The record is from RefSeq and is a predicted model, not a curated record. The transcript has 2 exons. The coding region runs from base 1 to 738 and encodes 245 amino acids. Lineage: Eukaryota; Oomycota; Saprolegniomycetes; Saprolegniales; Saprolegniaceae.